Messenger RNA from Eufriesea mexicana, 301 nucleotides. Its product is annotated as synaptogenesis protein syg-2. The record is from RefSeq and is a predicted model, not a curated record. The transcript is spliced from 2 exons. The annotation marks the transcript as partial. NCBI's taxonomy places the organism in Eukaryota, Metazoa, Arthropoda, Insecta, Hymenoptera, Apidae.
AUCGUGAUCGUCGAUGACUCCGGGAUCGCACGGAACUCGAUGGUGGGCCCCUACAUAGAGGGCGACACCCUGCGGCUCUACUGCGACGUGUACGGCGGUAAGCCAGCGCCAACGGUGUCCUGGCAUCGCAACGACAGGCUGAUCAGCAACAAAACCCUGACGGUGAGGAGCGGCGUGACGCGCAGCGAGCUCGUUAUAAAGAAUUUAGGACGGGAUGAUGUACGCUCGAUGCUGACCUGCAACGCAACGAACAACAAUAGGUCGAUCCCGCUCUCCUCCUCCGUCCACGUCGACAUGAAUU